CGGCAGCCAAGCUACCUUAUCGUGACUGAUUGUCAACUUGUACCCAAGAAGACGACAUGAGGCUGGAUUCAAGUCGAGAUCCCGGUGCUGCCACUGUCCGAUCUGGACGACGAAAGCUUAGACCGGGAGAACCGACCGACUGGAACCAGAGAGCCGAUGAUGCAGCUCCGCAGCCUCAUCCUCGUGGUACAGUCCAGAUACAGCGGCGAAUAGACGCGGCGACAGCACCUGCUCCUCCGCAGCUGACGAUGCGCAGACGGGAGCACAACAACCACAAGGCUAUGGAUACCACUGCAUCCGCUCCCGUGCCUGCGACGUCUGCCGCUGCGGUGGCCGCCGCUGUUGCAAGCGGUGGCCGCUCUAAGCGUCCACCGUGGCAACCAGGGCUGACCAGGGCGGCCUCGGAUGCCUACCGCCGCCCGAGCGGCACGUUGAUGGACUCGUACGACGGAGAGGAUGAGUCCGCCAACGAGCAACAGGAUCCGCGCCGUAUGAGGAGGAACUCUUCGCCUCCAAAUUACCCUCGUCGCAGACUCAUGCCGGGGGCGUAUUCGGAACCCUCGACACACAGAUCAGCAAGCGUUUCGUCGUAUGGCGGUGACGAAGAGGAAGAUGACCACGGUUUCGAAGUCGAGGAGGUCGGCUCGUCCCGUCAUAGUAGACAGCGGCUUUCUAGCCAGGACGAGUACUUCGAUUCAUCGAGCGAUAGAAACCGCCGCUAUCGAAAGCGAUUCACGCGACGGUAUUAUUCAGACAACGACAAUGACUCUGAUGGUCCGCUUUCAGGGAGCGAAGCGCCGUCUACUUCACAUACGCGAGAGUCUUCCAGGGUCCGCUCGAGGAGCGAGUCGCGCCACAAGGCUCAACGUUAUCAGUUGACGCACGUUAUUGAGGGCUCGCGGCCACCUGUGGCGUCCAGAAAAAGGCCUUCAUCCCCAGACAAGUUCUUCAAGGUUGAGAAAGAGGUCAAGAGGGAAAAGAAAAAGGGGAUCGAAUGCGUCAUGUGUCGGGAGGAUACUCCGUCUUCACAGGGAGCGGACCUGAAGUGCGGCCAUCGAAUGUGCAAUGCUUGCAUGAAGCGCAGUUUUGAAAUGUCUAUCCAUGACCCGCAGCACAUGCCCCCGCGCUGCUGCACAAACACUCACAUCCCGCUCAAGCAUGUUGAUAAGCUGUUUGACAAUGCUUUCAAGAUGACGUGGAACCGCAAGUUUGCCGAAUACUCGACUAGCAACCGAGUGUACUGCCCAUCAAAGCGGUGCGGUGAAUGGAUCAAACCCACAAGCUUCUAUCGAGGUGAAGAUGGUAGGAGAAUCGCCCGCUGCAGUCGCUGCAAGACUAAGGUCUGCCCAAGAUGCAGUUCAAAAUGGCACAGCUCCACCGAGUGUCCUCGUGACGAAGGGACGAACAAGUUCCUCGAUCAAGCAAAGGAAGAGGGCUGGAAGAGAUGUUAUAAGUGCAAGUCUAUGGUGGAGCUCAAGGAAGGAUGCAAUCAUAUGACCUGCCGAUGCGGGGCCGAAUUCUGUAUGAUUUGCGGUACCAAGUGGAAGGGAUGUAGCUGCCCAUGGUUCAACUAUGAGAAUGGAAACAAUCCGUGGGAGAAUAACCCAAUACGGGACCUGAAUAUCCCCACGGAAGACCUGAGGAACAUUCUUCGCAAAAGCAGGCCGAACUCAAUGGAGGAGCUGCGAUCCUACGCAAGGCCGACUUCCUCGAUGCCCGCAGCAGCACGGCCAAGGGCCCAGGAGUAUGACGAGGAAACGAUCCUUCGCCAGCUUCAAGAAAAGAGGGAUGCGGCUUUCUCAAGAAGACUACAAGUCUCUGAUGAUUACGAUCAUGAUCACGAAGAUGCAUCCGAUCCAGACCACGACCACGACCAUGAUGACGAUCACGACCACCACGAACGUGACCGCGACCGCGACCGUGAUCGUGAUCGUAAACAAGACCGAGACCGUGACCGUGACCGUGACCGAGACCGUGACCGUGACCGAAACCGAAAGCGGGAGCGAGAUCGUGAACGCGAGCGUGAACGAGAAAACCCCUUUGCGCCAAUCUCACCAGACAUUGAAGAAGACGAAAUGGACUACGGCCUUGCCGGCGGCAAACAUCACCCGAUGGACGACUAUAGACGGACAAGUAUGCCAACUCUACCUACUGCAGGCCUCGCCGCACAGCAGCAGCCUUACAGUAGCUACGUUUCCGAAGUCAGUCGUGCCAGGGGACCGCAGCGUAGCGGAUCAAUGGAGCAACGUCUGGCCGAUAGGCUAUCAGAGAACCGCUCAGGCCGCCGGUCGAGAGGCCCUUCUCCUCCCCCCGCGCCGGCCAUGCGGCCCCAUGUGCUGCAUACGAGAGACGCCACUCUUGGGCACACCACAGACAUGGGAAUCGGGAUGGCAUUGGGCGCCAUGGGCAGGGGCUCGAUGCCGCCACCGCCAGUCUAUGGUCCCGGGCCGCCGAUGCCCUCACCCGGAUUGAUGAGACCCAAUCCUUUCGGAGGAGAUGCGUACUACGAAAAUGCGUACACGACAGCGCCAAGGUCGGUCCAUGAGCCGUAUUACUACGGAGGCAUGGAACCUGCCGAGACUGAACGUCCAUCUCCCCGGCGCAGAUCGCGACGCAGUGGUGAAGAGCGCGAGAGGCCCAAGUCGUCGACCUUGGCGGGAUUGACUGGAUAUGGGCGAGGGGCGCACCGUGUAUCCGAAUGGAGGAACUUUGUUGAACCAGGAGUCCCUGACGAGUGAGUGGAGUGCGUGUGUCUGGUUAGGUACUAGGUAUGGCGUUUGCCAAUGUUCCAAGAAUGUAUGAAUGACAAUUUAGUUGCU
Molecule: messenger RNA, 2819 nt
Organism: Trichoderma reesei QM6a
Lineage: Eukaryota; Fungi; Ascomycota; Sordariomycetes; Hypocreales; Hypocreaceae
Exons: 4
Coding region: 57-2738 (893 amino acids)
Biological process (GO): protein polyubiquitination; ubiquitin-dependent protein catabolic process; positive regulation of proteasomal ubiquitin-dependent protein catabolic process
Cellular component (GO): cytoplasm; ubiquitin ligase complex
Molecular function (GO): ubiquitin conjugating enzyme binding; ubiquitin protein ligase activity; zinc ion binding
Source: RefSeq, a predicted model, not a curated record